Bubalus bubalis (water buffalo) is the source of this 2412-nucleotide messenger RNA. It is a transcript of the gene EVC, whose product is annotated as EvC ciliary complex subunit 1. The record is from RefSeq and is a predicted model, not a curated record. Gene Ontology annotation, biological process: smoothened signaling pathway. NCBI's taxonomy places the organism in Eukaryota, Metazoa, Chordata, Mammalia, Artiodactyla, Bovidae.
GAUCAUCAAGCUAAAUGCUUAACAAUUUCUAAGCACUCGAUAAACUGAACCGAGCAACACCCUCCUCGCGUGAGGAUCUGGCUGAGCUCCCCGGCCCCGCUGGAAAUCAGAGCCCUCUGCAAAACAAGACUCCUCCCAGAAGGUUCUCCUCGCUGGGAAGCGCGCCUCUGGCCGGGCAUGCUCAGUGCAAAAGGCAGGGCCGGAGGCGGGGGUGGCUCAAAGUUUGGAGCAAACCGUCCAGGCUCCUCCCUCCGGCUAGGCAGCUCCGGAAAGCGAGAGAGAAGCAGGAGAAGGAGGCUACACAGGCCGGAGAAAUCGACGGAGCGCACCGCGCCGUCCCGCGGGCCCCGCCGGGAUCCGGAGUCCGGCAGCGGGGACCCGCCAGGGAUGGAGCGCCGGGCGGCGGGCCGUGGCAGCGCGCGGCGGCAGGCCGGAGGCGGCGGGCCGGCCGCCUGAGCGCCCCCGGAUGGCCCGCGGCGAGACGACCUGCGGGAGCGAAGCGCGGCUGCGGCUGGGCCGGGACGCGGUGCGGCCAGCGCCCGCUCUGCUGGUCCCCGCCGUGCUGCUGGGCACCGCGCUCGGCCUCGGCCUCGGCCUCUGGCUCGGCUGCCGCUCCGUGCGCCCGCGUCUCCGGCACCAGAAAGACGACACUCAGAGUCUGCUCAGGAAUUUGGAGUCUAACAUCCAGACCCCGUCGGCAGCUGGGUCCCCAUCCAGGAGGAGGAAGAGAGAAGCACUGACUUCAAAGGAUGAGGAGCCUCUAGACGAAUACGAGCCGUCUUUCAACAGCAAUAUCACAGCCUUUGCACUGAAGGCAAAAGUCGUCUAUCCCAUCAAUCAGAAGUUCAGGCCUCUGGCCGACGGUUCCUCCAACCCAUCUCUGCAUGAAACCUUAAAGCAGGCCGUCCUGCCAAACCAGCCGCUGGAGGCGUCCCCUUCCAGCAGCCUGGGGAGCCUGAGCCAGGCCGAGAAGGACGACUGCAGCUCCUCUUCCAGCGUCCACUCGGCCGCCAGCGACGACAGGUUCCUGGGUCGCAGCUUCCUCGGGGCGAGCAGCUUCCCCGAGGUGCUGACCUGCGAGAGUGUGGACCUUGACUUGUGUAUCUACAACCUUCACUUAAAAGACCUGCUGCAGUUGGACGCGGCCCUGAGGCAGGAGAAGCACAUGAUGUUUAUUCAAAUUUUUAAAAUGUGCCUCCUUGACCUUCUCCCUAAAAAGAAGUCUGAUGAUGAAUUAUACCAGAAGAUUCUUUCAAAGCAAGAAAAUGAUUUGGAGGAAUUAGAAAAGAGACUUCAGGUCAAGCUGUCAAACACAGAGAUGUUGGGUGGCGGUGACUCUGAAUACAUCACCCUGGCAGAUGUGGAAAAGAAGGAAAGAGAAUAUUCUGAGCAGCUAAUAGCUAAUAUGGAAGCUUUCUGGAAACAGAUGGAAAACAUCCAGCACUUUCUGGUGGACCAGUUUAAGUGUUCCAGCUCCAAAGCCCAACAGCUCAUGAUGACUCUGACAGAAAGAAUGAUUGCAGCUGAAGGGCUGCUGCGUGAUUCUCAGGAUUUGCAGGCUCUGGACACCCUGGAGAGGACCCUGGGGCGGGCACACGUGGUCAAAACGAUGGAGUUCCUGAAGCUGCAGGUCCAGGAGGAGACCAAGUGCCGCCUGGCGGGCAUCUCCCACAGCCUGGAGCUGCUGACCGUCGAGGGGAAGCUGUCCGGGCGGGAGAAGGAGGACCUGCUGACCCAGCAGCACAAGGCCUUCUGGGAGGAGGCGGAGGGCUUCAGCAGGGAGUUUGUCCAGCGAGGCAAAGACCUGGUCAAGGCCUCGCUGGUGCGCCAGACGGAGGAGAUGGCAAGGCUUGCGCUGGCCCAACAGGAGGAGCAGAGGAGCUUCCUGGCUGCGGGGCAGCUGACCACCCACCCCGAGGAGUUCCUCCAGGCAUUUCAUGACGUCCUGGAGAUGCAGAGGCUGACGCGGGGUGACCUGGAGGAAGAGGAGGACGUCAGGGCCGCCCAGGCCAUGGCCGCGCUCUGCCAGGAGCUGUACUGCAGCACCAUGGAAACGUUCCGGAAGUUUGAGGACAUCCUGUUCCUGCAGACGCUCCCCCGUGUGACCGACCUCUCCCAGGCGGAGUGUGAAUACCUGAGGCAGGAGGCCCAGGAGAACUCGACUCGGCAGCUGGAGAAGUCGGACCGCUUCCGGAGCCAGCAGUGGAAACUCUUCCAGGAUCUCCUAGAGCAGGAAAAGCAGUCUGCCGUCAGCUGCAUCUGUUGUCCUAUGACCAGUAGUCGUCUCCUGCAUAUGUGGCUGGUGUGGAUGGAGGAGUGUGCACUGUCCACUCUGCUGCAGACACACCUGAGAGAUGACCAUGAGAACAUCCUCCACCAAGUCUUGGGCCAACUCGGCAGCCUCAGUGAAGA